UCUGAAGUAAAUCAGAUGAAAUUCAAUCAGCACAAAUGCCAAGUGCUUCACUUGGGAAGGAACGAUCAGCUGCACACACAGAAUGGGACAUGGCUGCCUAGGAAGGAGCCUGCGGGAAGGGAUCCGGGGGUCAGACUGGAUCACAAGCGAAAUCUCUUUGAGCCCGUGAGCUGCACCUACACCUACCUGCUGGUGGACCUGAAGACCAAGGCGGCGGUUCUGAUCGACCCGGUUCUGGAGACGGCCAAGCGGGACGCGGAGCUGGUGCGGGAGCUGGGCCUCAGCUUACUGUAUGCAGCCAACACCCACUGCCACGCCGACCACAUCACGGGCACCGGGCUGCUGAAGAAGAUGCUGCCAGGCUGCCGCAGCGUCAUCUCCCAGGACAGCGGGGCCUUGGCCGACAUCCUCAUCCGCGAGGGCCACGCCCUGGAAUUCGGGGCCUUCGCCCUGGAAGCCCGCUCCACCCCCGGACACACGGACGGCUUCCUGACCUACGUGCUCAGUGACAGGACCAUGGCCUUCACCGGGGACGCCCUGCUGAUCCGGGGCUGCGGCCGCACCGACUUCCAGCAGGGCUCCCCGGAGACCCUGUACCGCUCCGUGCACGAGAAAAUCUUCACGCUCCCCGGAGACUGUCUGAUCUACCCCGCCCACGACUACACGGGCCAGACGGUGUCCACUGUGGAGGAAGAGAGGACCCUGAACCCCCGACUGACCCAGAGCUGCGAGGCCUUUGUCCAGCUGAUGAACAACUUGAAUCUGCCUCAGCCCAAGAAAAUUGAUAUCGCUGUCCCGGCAAACCUGAAGUGUGGGAUCCAGGAUGUGGAGAUUUAGCCCCACCCUCUUUACUCCAAGGCCACACCCCUCAGAACAAGCCCCGCCCACCUCCACACAGGCCAUGGCCUCUCAUUGCCCCUUACUGGGAUGGAAGGUCCUUUGGCCUGGGGGGGGCUGUCCCUGACUCUCACUCCGGUCCCCACCUUUAAGUGAAAGCUGGGAGCUGCCUCCUUUGGGUCCUCGGUGGGACUGUGGAUCCAUCAAUGGGGGCAGUUAACGAUCUUCAACCGUGGCAGGUCCCUUCCCCCCCUCACCAGCACCCCCCCAUUCCUCUGACACCCCCAGUCUGGCAUUAGUCUGCAUUGACUGUCAUGUGGGGAUGUCCUGCUGGCCUCCCCUGGGAAGCAAAGACCCUCCCCUUCCCUGAGCUUGGAGUGCGGAUAACAGGGGACCCCAAUGCAGACCAGUGGCCUGCAUUGAGGUCCAAGAGAGACCCCCCCCAUGCCUGGUGUUUGAAUAGCGGGGUGCCCUGCGGGAGCCCCACUUGGUUCGGUUAGGGCCCUCCCCCACCCUGCAGCUGAAUGCAGGGGGAGACCCCCACUCCCAGGGGCUCUGGAUUAGUGCUGUUUGCACUAGCUGGACUUUCCCCAUCUCUGCCCCCAGGGUCUCCGGCGAUCCCGGCCCU
Mauremys reevesii (Reeves's turtle) is the source of this 1465-nucleotide messenger RNA. RefSeq names its product ETHE1 persulfide dioxygenase (gene ETHE1). The transcript is spliced from 7 exons. The record is from RefSeq and is a predicted model, not a curated record. NCBI's taxonomy places the organism in Eukaryota, Metazoa, Chordata, Testudines, Geoemydidae. The coding region runs from base 16 to 837 and encodes 273 amino acids. Gene Ontology annotation, molecular function: sulfur dioxygenase activity. Gene Ontology annotation, biological process: glutathione metabolic process; hydrogen sulfide metabolic process.